GCGCUCAGUUGUAGCGCGCUCGACAAAACUAGUUGCAUAUGAGUGCUUUGCAUACAGCUGUUUUUUGUCAGUUGUGCACAAUUAGGGGGUCCUACGGAGAAAUAAGAGUAUCCUCAUGCUAAGCGAAUGGCGAAAUCUUUUUCGUGAUGAUUUAGUGGUAUUUCUACAGAUGAAUAAUGUUUGUAUAUAACAACAUUGUUUAUGGAUGUGUAUUUUCGUUGAAGGGUCUCUGUAUGUAGCCAUACAUAAUGGAUGUGAAAAAUCCGUGGGAGGACUUCAUUUUUGAUCAAUCUGUUGACAAUAUUAAUGAAUCUCCUGACUGCUUUAACAGUAUCAAGCUUAGCGAUUUUCCCUUUCUGAAAAGCCAGUUUUCAACUAUCGACUACCUUAUUAAAUGUGAAAUAUGUAACGUUAUCCUUCUCCCGGAGAGUAUCUCGAUGCAUUAUGGUGAUCGGCAUUCAGAGUCCUCAAAAUCUAUUUCUGCUGUAUUACCAUAUGAAGCUGUGUCCUGGUGUGAAUGUCAAGCUGAAAUAGGCUCCAAAAAGGAUCGUGCUUCUAAGCGCACUAAGGUUGCACCCAUCAAACAUAAUAAGCGUACUGUAAAUAGCACAGUAGAUACCACUCUUGGUUCAAGCAAAGUAGGAAAGCCUCGUGCAUCAGAUGGUGUUCGGGAAAGAGAAAAGACUAAAGUUGAGAAACAUGAAGAACUCAGAGAACCAGUGCUACUGAAACUAGCGAAAUCAGACGGAAGAGUCGUGCAGGAUAACGAGUUACCGAGGAAAGCGGUGAAAGUAUCUGUAGAAAAAAAGAUCUCUGAGAGAUCUAUUUGGUCAGUUGUUUGUUCAAAAGAGCACCCAAGUUCGAGUAGUUACGGUGAACUCACUCAUAAGAGUCAGUUCGAGCAAAGUCGCCACUCGAGUAAAGAUAUGUUUGAAUGUGGUUCGGGUUUUAAUCACUCUAAUGAUUCGGGCAUUGGCUCUCAAACGCAGUCAGUUCUUCAUUGUUCGUCAUAUCCGCCGACUCCUUCCUUGUCUCCACACCUUCCAAGCUCAAGUCCGUCCAAUGUGUCCGACGAUACGAUACUUGGUUUCAGUCAGUUCCGCCCUGAAGUUCCGAAUCGCCCAGUUUCACGUUCUUCUCACUCUAGUUCCAGCAGCGGGAUUGGUUUAUUCGAACAGCAUCCUAUUUCUGAUCCUAGCAGUACUCUUCCUACAACUGUUGUCAGUGUGAAUAAUGCGAAAACGAUUGGCUCCUUUGCUUUAUCAGAUAUAAGGUCAAUGGGAAAGUGCAAAAUUAGAAGUAAACUUCCCACGGUUUGUCUCCAAAACAAUCGCAUAUUCGGUUCCACUUCCUCUCAGGCUAUGUUUGCUAAAGAAGCAUUGCCCGAAAUGGCUCUCAACAGUGUAACAGCAGCAAGUGUGUUUAGCCUUAAAAACAGUCAUCAAGAGGCGGAUUGUGAAACAGUUAAGAAUGAGAUGCGGCGAAAUGGUUUUCAUGGUUGGGUCACUGAUGAACGACCCACAUCGUCCGAAACAUGUAGAUCUGAUAACAUCAGACGUUUGAUGGCGAUUCAACGCCUAUCAACUCCUUCAAGAAACCAAAGAAUCUUGCUUAAUCAAACCCCUAGAUACAUAAAAGGUGUUCAUUUCACUCCAACUAUCAUCCCACAGUAUUACCAGGCAGAACAUUCAGAAGGUAGAAAUACUUCCACUUCUGGUGAUUCCAACCGUUUCAUCCAACCAAGUAUCAUACUACAACCAGAAAAAUCCUGUAAACCAGAUCUAUUAAGUGAUGGUUCGUCACAGACUAGCUGGCCUGAUCCAUCUGGCAUCAUGACGGAUACCGAUGAAUUACAAGAGUUCUUGGAGGAUUUAGACGAUACAUUUGAUCCCAUGACUCAAUGCGGAUGUUUAGAGUUGGAUGAUAUUAAGUGCAAAAAUUCAGUUUUAUGUACAGUGCAUACCAUCGACGAGAAACUCAGAGUGCCACGUCAGCAUGACUUACGUUAUCUGAUGCGUGAAGCAAAGAGAAGACAACAAAUCCUAAGACAAGUCCCAAACGCUUCCUGUCACCAGUUCCCGUGGAUUAUGCAGGCUUCCCGUCCACCUAGUACUGUUAUUAAUCUUACUGACGAAAUCAGUGGUAAUGAAGGUCUCUGUGAACCUUCAAGCACAUUUAAUCACUCAACACCUCACAUAUCAGGUCAUUCCCAACUGUUGCGUCAGAGUGCAAUAUUUCCUUCCCACGAUAUUCAAAGUCAUUGUUCAGUAUUCCAUAAUACAGUCAAUACAAACGGUCCUGCUGAUAUGAGAUUUAUAUCAAACAAAUUUAAUGCAAGGCUACAUCAGCGAAACAAACCAGUUGUCAUUGCACAACCAUGUGCAGUUGAUUUUAAACCACAGACGGAUGUAUUCUUAUCUUCUUGCUCAGCACAAGCUUCACCUACCAUCUCGACCUUUGAUGUCAACCACUUUCCGUUUAACCCAGUGGGAUCAGAAUCAGUUCUAACAAGUGAAUACUUUACUGAAUCUAGUACAUCUAACAUGCCCUUAUAUAUGAAUAAUAAACAGAUAUCCGGCAAUUCAACAUCUUAUCCGAAUGCUAGAUUGACCAAUGAACCUCAGUAUUCAAGUCAGCGAAUUUGCCUAUCUUCAUCUCAGCCUGCACAAAUUUGGGCCAGUCGGUUAACUCGGCAUCCUGUAGAAGGAUCUGCAGCUACAACGAUUAACUUAGAUGAUCUGAUUUCCAGUGAAGAUCUAUCAUCAGAAGAAGCUUUUGCCGAACCAUCCUUUGAGAUCAACCUUCCUCGUAAACUACAUGUCCCUAUUGCUGAACAAUUACCUCCGUCCACAGUCGUUCCUACCACCCUGUUCCCACAAUUAUCAUUCAGCAGUCGAAAGUUUCAAGAAAGUCAGGGUCGGGUGAUUGUAAAUGAUAUGCGUGAGAAAUGCAUCACUGGAAGGAAUAGAAAGACUGCUCGAGCCACUUAUCGACCUUCAGGUUCUUCCACAAUCCAAGGUCCUACUCUUACCAGUUUGUUACACUUGCGUAAUCAACAAACACAACAGCAAAGUCAGUUUCAACCAAUUUCUGGAUUUAUAGGUGGUUGUAGAGUCAGUUCUGCUGAGCAUAUCCCGCCAAUACGAGCAGCUAUCGUGAAUAAAACAAGGUCAACAUCAUCUAUUACAGAUAUUUUAAAUUGUAAGAUGUCUUCUUCAUCUGUCUUUGAAUCACAAGAAAAGAUGGAUAUGUCAGUAAACACUUUGAAUCCUCAACUAGUCUAUUCACCGUCAUUGAUAGCUUCAAAUGAACCGUGCACAUAUGUUGGCUUGUCUUCUAAUUAUUCCACUUCUUCAUUAACUCCUUCAACUACUCUUAGCUCAAGAAUUUCUAAUCAGGUGUUAGAUUGUUCUGUUGAUAGCACAUUAGAUACACUAUAUAUCCCAAAUUCUUUACAAACUUGUCCAACUACAAUAUCUCCUAGUAUUUCUGCUCAUCCUUUGCAUUCCAAUUCUAGACCCAAUAAUUACUACUUUCAACGUACCUUACAAUUGAAUCAACCACAAACUAGGACAUUGUUUGCACAUCCAGUUAGUUGUGCUCAAGUUCAGACGAAUGAAACUACUCCAUAUUUGAUAGCAUCAUCAUCCUCAUCCUGCUCCUCCUCUUCCUCCUCCUUAUCAUCAUCGUCGACAUUAUCAACAAAUCGUUAUUUUGUUAUUCGUCCAAGUGCAAUCGCACAAACACCUAAUCUAGUCGUUUGUGCUGCUAAACGCAGGGAUUCUUUUACCAUACCUAGUACUACUACAAUUAAUAUUAUUAAUAAUAAUAAUAAUAUCAAUAGAUCUUCUGAUGAUAGAUGAUAUGCGCAAAUAUGUAUAUGUAUUGUGUAAAAUCUACUUUACGCUUUUGUAUUAUUUCUCAAAGCAUUUCAAUUUUCUUUCCUCCCACUCCUGCCCCGUAUGUAUUUUUUUUUCCAGUCUUCCAUUGAUAUGCAUUAAAACGUAUUUUUUUUCGCUUAAAAUUUUUUUUCUGUUGCCAUGUAUGUAAAAUAUUGAUUCUGUUUGUGAUGACUUCGAUUCCUUCUAAAACUUGUGUUCACAGUUACUACUUACGGUUAGUCGUAUCCCUAUCAUCGCCAAUUGUGUUUUUCCUAAUGAAUCGAUUCCUUAAUUUUGUACAAGUGAAACAAAAAGCAAUAGCAACAAACUUUAGCUGUUUUCUCAUAUUUUUUUUUCUUUUUUUGUCACAAUGUAUAAAUGAGUUGGUCGAGUGAAUGAUAGUGUGCUUCAGAGUAAUGAAUAAUCAUUUAUUUGACGAUCUCCGCUUUUUUAAGCUAUUACAUUGUCCUUUUUUUUCGGUCUUUCUGUAUGUUGUCUGGAUGAGAGAGAUGAUAAUAUUUCAUGUAAAUUAUUUUAUAUUCAAAACUUGAGUUUGAAUCACAUGUUUGUUUAGUCGUGAAGUGAAUUUUGCAUAUAUUGUCACAAUUAUUAGAUAGGCUGAAUUCGAAGGGGAA
This is a messenger RNA of Heterobilharzia americana, 4516 nucleotides long. The record is from the annotation of a GenBank genome assembly. NCBI's taxonomy places the organism in Eukaryota, Metazoa, Platyhelminthes, Trematoda, Strigeidida, Schistosomatidae.